Messenger RNA from Colletotrichum karsti, 456 nucleotides. RefSeq lists its product as uncharacterized. Lineage: Eukaryota; Fungi; Ascomycota; Sordariomycetes; Glomerellales; Glomerellaceae. Gene Ontology annotation, biological process: translation. Gene Ontology annotation, cellular component: ribosome; mitochondrial large ribosomal subunit. Bases 1 to 456 code for a protein of 151 amino acids. Gene Ontology annotation, molecular function: structural constituent of ribosome. The transcript has 2 exons. The record is from RefSeq and is a predicted model, not a curated record.
AUGCGCUCCGCCAUCACCAGAGCCGUCCUCGCCAGGCCAACGGCCUCCGCCAUCCCCAGAACCGCCUUCCUGCUGCCCUCGCUACGAUUCUCCUCCACCCAGAGCAGCACGCCUCCUCCUCCCACUCCCGCCCAGACGCAGACGCAGAUGACCAAGGCGGCGAAGCCGUACAUCAUCGGACAGACCGCCUCGGGCUACUGGCCCGUCUACAAAUCCGUCAAGUCCGCCGGCUCCAGCAAGUACACCAUCAUCAAGAAGAUCCAGGGCGACAGGAACGCCCUCGCAGACGACAUCGCCGCGCAGCUCGGCGUGCCCAGGGCGGACAUCAAGAUCAACCCGGUGACGGACCACAUCAGGGUCAAGGGCUCUUACAGGGUCGAAAUCAGGAAUUUCGUAAUCAGCGUGCUGGGCGAUUCCGACGCGUUCAAGAACAAGCCGGCCGAUACCACGGCAUGA